Molecule: messenger RNA, 888 nt
Organism: Eleginops maclovinus (Patagonian blennie)
Lineage: Eukaryota; Metazoa; Chordata; Actinopteri; Perciformes; Eleginopidae
Product: G-protein coupled receptor 183-like
Exons: 1
Coding region: 1-888 (295 amino acids)
Biological process (GO): G protein-coupled receptor signaling pathway
Cellular component (GO): plasma membrane
Molecular function (GO): G protein-coupled receptor activity
Source: RefSeq, a predicted model, not a curated record
AUGCUCCCUGCCAACAUCACAGACUCUAUCAGAGGAGGAGUUCCUCUAUCAGUGGACUUUGAAAGUCCUCAGGACUAUGUCAUCUUUAUUUUCCAGAUCAUAUUUGCAACGGUUACUGUUCUGGUAGCCGGAUCGGUAGUCAUCAGCAUAUUGGCCACCUCAGCGCUCCGCCUCCAGAACAGGUUCAUUUUCAUGCUCAACACCAGUAUUUGUGACACGCUUGUUGGGGUCUCAGUGUAUUAUCUCGGUCUGUUUGAUGUUCAAGAGGGAUACCCGCCUAGGAAUGGAACUUAUAAUAUUUUACCAUCACUACUAGGGGUCAAUAUUUUGACAUUUUUGUUCGCACAGUUUGACCGCUAUUUUGCCGUGUGCCACCCAUUCAUCUACAGUCGCUUUGUUACAAGACAGUUUGUGAUAGGCAUUAACAUCUACUGCUGGGUAUACAAUUCGGCUCACCUGUUGGCCAGGAAUCUGUUGCCAUCUUCUAAAGCAAUACAGAUGUACGUAAUUAGCAUCGUCCUCUUUCAGAUGAUCUUGGUAACCAAAGUGGCCAUGACUAUCAAACUCUAUGUGGUUGCCAGAGUACAACUUGCCAGAGACCCUCCCAGUGCCGAAAAAGAGAGCAAGAAGGAAUCAUUAAGAAUCAUCAUCUUUGUUGUCAUAAGCUUCUUGGUGUUGUGGUGCCCCUCUUUUGUAAAUAUAAUCAUCAGAUUUACAGGAGUAGGCGGGCUGACGUCUAGGAACGAGGCCACUAAUCUGUUUGCCAUCAUGGCUCGUUUCAACGCAGUGUGCACUCCGUCUGUAUACAUCUGGGGCAGCCCGGCUCUGAGGGAAGCCAUGGUGAAGACAGUGUGGGGCAGAGUGUGCCUGAAAUGCAGAGGGAGGUAA